Chilo suppressalis (striped riceborer) is the source of this 6051-nucleotide messenger RNA. Lineage: Eukaryota; Metazoa; Arthropoda; Insecta; Lepidoptera; Crambidae. The record is from the annotation of a GenBank genome assembly.
GGUCGCCUCGUUUCGUUUCGUUCGUGCACGUCAGUUGAAUCGCGCAGGUGGCGCUGUAGGCACGCCGCGGGACGCAUGCGUGCUCAGCUGCGAGCCAGCCGCCCUCGGGACGUUCAAUUGACAGCUCACAAUAGUUUCAUGAUUUAUUUUAUAAAAUAAAAAAAAUAUCAUUAACAAAACAGUCAAACAAACUUGGGCUUUUAUUAACAGAAAAGUGUUUCUAAGUAUUGACAACGACAGUGUUUUUUUAAUCGAGUUUUGUUUUAUGCAUCCAACUAAAUAGUUAAACAAAAGUAUCGAUUGUUAAAAUAGGGAGAAAAAAAGAGUUGGUGUAAUCCUUGUGAUAGCUAAAUCUUGUAAAUCGACUUUUUGUGUUUAGUUCUGCAACAAGUGCCGCUAUUUGUGGUUCGGAGCCGCCGGGAACCAGUUUUUGGAGACCGUUGUCUUUUUUAUUUAUACUAUAUUAGUUCGUAUGGUACCUAUAGUUGUUUUGCGAGUGAUUGUGCAGUGAACGUGGCUUGGUGGGAUGCUGCAAUCUCUUGCAAGUGGAUCGCACUGACUGUUGUCGCCUUGUUUGCACGAUAGUUUCCCAGCGGAUGCGGGUCGGGGCAGUGGUGGCGAGGCGAAGAAUGAUCACUCUCAGAACCAACAGCCCCCGGCGAAAUGGCCGCGCUUUCCUGUUACCAACCGUGCCGCUCGCAUCUCGCUCAACCCGCUAGGUGUUUAGACGACGACAAUCAGCACGCGGCGACUCUAUCCCUCCGGCGGCGGCAGUUUAUCGAGCGGUGCCAUGAGGCUAGGGGCGUGCGGCACUCCGACCUGAUCCCCGAGGUGUCGGUGAAGCGAACAAGGGAGGAGCUCGCCAAGCAUGCGGCACAAACGCUCCCGCUGAACCGGCGGCUCAACGUCGAGUCCAGCUGGUCGAAGGUCGAGGAGGUGCGCAAGAAGUUUGAAGGCGCCGCGGCGGCUGCGUCCUUCUCGAGGUCGUUUGAGUCUCCGCCUAGGCGGCGUUUAGCCGAUUCCCUCUUCGCGAGCUUCAAACUCCCACGCAAGAAAGACGGUAUGUCGCUGCAGCGCUCUCUAGCGCCGCACCCUCAGCAGAAACGCAAGUCUGCCGUCGAACUGCUAGCGGAGUCCAAGGCGUUCUACGUCAAGUCCGAAACUGUGUUGGAUAGGAAGCAGGAGCUGCCACUGAGGAUGAGCACUGGAUUGAGCCAGGCAAUAGCAGCUGGUGGUUGCCACCUGGUCAGCUCCGGAGCCCUAAACAGUGAUGCCUGUUGUAAUCCUUACGCGACCACGAGAAGUAUGGGAAGCACAAGACGAGCCGUGAGUGCUGGUGAAGGUCUUCAAAACACCCUGAGAAGAUUGCUGGAACACUCGGACAGCAGGGAGAAUGUCUACUCGCCUGCUUAUGCUACGCACAAACUGUACGCGGAGAGUAGACGUCUAAAAGACUCGUAUCCAGAGCGGGAAUUCAAUCCUCGCUCUCAGCACACCUCCGGCACUUUUUCCGGCACCUCUUCAUCAGGGACUUCAGGGUCGAAAGCACACAAGUCGGACCCUGAGAAGAUGAGUAGACCUUUAAGCUUCGGCGACGCGAGGGUGUUCUUCCCAGAGUCUUUCGUUAUACCCCGCCAGCGGGCCAGCGAGGUCGUCAUAAAGAGCGGGUUUUCGAUACCGAGUUCCCAAUCGAGCCCCGAGAACAUAGAAUUGCCUGAGCCAGUGAUGAGUGGAUCAGGAUCGCCCGCGGAUCAACUGGGAGCCAUAAGUCCGCCCGCGCAGUAUGCACAUUCUGCCCCAAGAUAUAUCAGAUCGAAUUCGCACUCCCAGCCGAGCGUGCGCGAAGAGGACGGAUGCAUCAACAUCAACAGCCACAAAUCCUUGCCCGACCUUCAUGCGCAGGCGAGAGGAUAUACUGAGCACACCACCACCGUGCCGACGGAAACGAUAGGCUCCAUCGGACGAUCUCCGCGACGUCGGCGACACUCCAACCACCAGCGGACCGCUUCCUGUUCCUCCAAGGGCACCAGAUCGAACCAUUCGUCGCUGAUGUCAUCGUGCGAGGCGUUCUCGGAGCACCCAUCUCCGGGAGAAGAGAACUAUCAGUCUUAUAACAGUCGUUGCGGCUCCUCAUUCGCCCGAGACUCAGGCGGUUCUAGCGGCCACUAUACACAACGAAGUGCCCCGCCUCACGCGCGACGCCGCACCGACUCUGGCUCCUCUACGCAGCACGAGCACAGCCGCUACAACGCAUACUAUGGCGGUGGCGGCGAAUCACUCGAAUGCUACGUAUCGGCGCCGCCACAAUUCCAAGAUGGCGCGCCCUCCCCCCCUCCGCACCCGCCCGCGCCCUACCCGCCUCAAGCGAGAGUUGGGAUACACUUCCAGGCCAGUGCCCCCCCGCCCCAGUUUCAAGACGAGCCAGUGUACGACUACGGAGACUACGAGUGUACGUACAAGACCCCCCUCAAAUGUCUCAACGUAGGAAGGAAAGACUACACCAACACUAAGGAGUACACCAGAUACCACGAACCAAGUUUGGAACUGGUAAGCAAGCAGCCGCAGUACCAGGAGCCGCGCCUGCGCCCGCGCCUCGACGACACGCAGGAGUACGUCAACACUGCGCAGAUUUGUCCGACCGAGGAAGUGACGUCACCACUAGGCACUUUCAAAAGACAGCGGUGUUUGCGGUACAAGCAGCGACGACCGAGGCCCAUACUGCGCUCCAAAUCUGACAUAUCUGAUAGGUACCGUCGCGCUGAAGUGUCAUCAACCGUCUCUGCAACGUGCGACGGCGACCAAUCCGCGACCGACAGUCGGUCCGAGGAGUCGUUGCGAUUGCAGCAAUUCUUCGAGCACUUGGGCCUGGAGCCGCGACAAUUCGACGCUAUAGUUCGUCACCCACCCGCUGACAGUCCCGUGUUCUUCUCGUCCGCCUCCAGUAUAGACUCCAACCAUCCACCCACUGCUGACUAUACGGUACAAGGACCGGGUGCCCCGAAACAAAUAUACCGCAAUACGGAACCCCCGAGCGUGGUGGAACGAAACGCACGCAUCAUCAAAUGGCUCUGCCAGUGUCGCAAAACGCAAAUGCAACCCCCACAUUAGUGACCCGCGAAUAAUAAUAAUAUUUAAGGUUCUAAUUAGAACAGCCAGAGUACGGAGUUUAUUACCUACUUUAUUUUACUGUAUGAUUUUGAAACAUUAAAAUAAUUAUAACGAAGACAAUUACAUCAUGAAAAAAAAUGUAAUCAAUACAAUAAAUUAGCUUGUAAGCUAUUAGGAAAUCUCGCAAUAAUUACACAAUAGUAAUUUUAAAUAAAAAAUAAAGGCAGUCAUUCUCAAAGUGUUCUUUGUGGACCCCAUGAAGGGGUCGUUUAAUAUUAUUUAAAAAUUUAUAAUCCUGGAUUUUGGAUAUAGAAAAAUUGCAAUUUCUUUCUCUGGUUCGCAUGUUUAAAGUUGCAGUAGAUCUUGAACGUUCAGUUUUGAUAAUUGUAUGUAAUAAACAUACAUUGAUUGUUUGAAAUAAAGGUUGUAGAACUAAAUUUUCACCUUUAAAACUGUAUAAAUAAAGGUUGAGACGACUGAUUGUAGGUACUUUUCCCUGAACGAGUUAGUAUCAAUAUUAAAACAACUGAUUUUAAAUUUAAUUAAGUACCUAUUUAAGUGGAUCAUAGCAAGCGAAGACUAAUAGUGUCCAAAAAGUAUGAAGAAAAUAGGCAAUCCGAAUUUCUAAAUACCAACGGAAGUUCAUAGGAUAUAAAAUUAAUGUACUUAUGUCUAAACAAUUUGAAAACUUCUUUAAAGUGGUACUUACUACUAAACAUGUUCGAGACGAUAAUAAUUAUGAUAAAAUUAGCGGCAUCGCCAUCGACUGCUGAAUACUAAGCGAUUCUAGUUCAUUAGUUAGUUAGUCAUACUGUAACUUAGUUAUAUUACUAAUGAACGUGUUAAGACUAAAAUUUUAGAUACUACGUAGUAAGAUAAAAAUGAAUUACAUAAAAAAUAAUGGACAGAAAGGACCCAUCACAUUUAAUGUUUUUAUUGUAAAUGAUACACCUUAUUUUGUCAACUUAUGAAAACAUCGAGAUAGCCCUAAUCAUAUGUAUUUUUCUAAUAAUGGGAAUUAACAAAUUCUACCUAUAUAUUUAUAUAGAAAAGAAUCAUCUCAUAAUUUAUAUUUUAUCAAACAGUUUUUAAACUUAACAAUGUCUCAAGGACUUGGAUGUACAAUUUGUGAGCUUAGUCUAAAAAACUUAUUUUCUAAAAAGAGAUACAUAUUAUGAUAGUGUGACUAUCUCAUUGUCAAAGUUAAUGUUAAACGAACGAUUGCAUUUAAUUUGUAGUUAAAAUACUUACUUAAAAAUAAAAUAAUGUUGACCAAAAUGUUCUUGUGAUGACUUAGAUCUUACGCUCCAAGAAUGUCAUUAGUGUAACGAGUAUGCUGUCGAGAUGUUUUUAUUGUUAUUAUUAUAGGUAUAACAAAUUUUCUCAUAAAUUUAUUAGUAUUAAAAAAAAUACCCAAAACGUUUUUGUUCGCCUUCACGCGUUAUGAGGCUUAUAAUGUAAAUAAGAACCGAUUUAAAUAAAAUUGAAUAACCUAGAUUAUUUAAGUUGCGCUGAAUUUACAUUGAGCUUUCAAGUUUAUAUUCAUAAUAAAGGUAAUUUGAAAUAUGUCAGGCUAAUUCGAUCGAUCGAAACUUUGACAUUUAGUUGUGGCCUGUCGUACUAUUGUUAUUAAGUACUAUGUAUCUAACGUGAUUUUGUACGGUUUACUGUUAUACUAUAUCCAACCAGUGUUCGACGGAAAACGAAGCGUGUAUCUUUUCUUUUUUUCUGAAAUAUUUUUUUAGAAGCAAGUUUUUUUUUAAUUUGAAAAAUGUGGAUAUCAUUCGAGAGAAAUUACAACAUAAUAUUAGCUAAUAUAAUUUUAUAUGUUGCUUAAAAUUUGUUACAAAUCGGCGUUGGUAGUGAGCGUGGAAACCGAAUCACAAGUAUCGUAAUACCAUAGGUACUGUUAAAGUAUAAAUAAUGUUCCUGUUACGGAUUUGUCAUUGUUCUUAGUAAUCAUAUAUAUUUAUAAAUAUUUAUGUACCUACUUAUUUUCAAUUCAUGUAAAAUUUUAUUACCUGAUUAAGUAUUUAUUUUUAAAGAAGUUAUCUACCAUUACCCAGCUUUCUAAAAUCAAACUAAUAAUAUUUUUAUUAUAUCAAGGCCUAAACAAGAGAGAGAACUUAAUAACUUUGACUUAUCUUAAUGCUUAUUGCUUGUGUUGUACUGGAAACGAUAUUAUGCGAUGGAGUUUAAAACUGAAUAUUGUUGAUGAACUAGUUAAAUAAUAAUGAUGAAGCGUAUUUGACAAGUGUAGAUUAAAACCGACGUAUAAAUGUUUAAUGAUCUAUAAACCUUUUUGAUUUAAUCUAUUUAAAUUUCUUUGUUCUAGUACAUUUUUUAUUUUCUGCGUGUUAAGCAUUGCUGCUAAGGUCCCUUUUCUAGGGGUCGUUUGCAUUGAUAUGUUGAGAAGUGGUGAAUCGUGUCAUCAAUACAAUACCUUUUAGUCAUUCGUUACAUAAAAAAUAAUGUAUUACCUGGAUAUUUUCAAUUAAAAAGGUUCUGUUUUUUUCAGUGCCUAGGUAUUGUGUAAUAUUCUCUUAAUAAUAAUAAGACUGUUUUUUUCUCAUGUUGAUUAUAUGUAUAUUCUGUGAUAUGAGCGUUUUAUAAGUAACUGGCGUCUACUUGUACUUUUUCGUGGCUCAUCUUACUUUGAAGCAAUUUUAUUAAGGGCAUUUAUAAGAGUAAACUUAAUGAGAACAUUUUGAUAAUUAAUUUUAAACGCUUUUGUUGGUACAUUGUGUUAGGCUGAUAUAAGAAUAUUAAAACAUGUUGUGUUUAAAAAGUUCAAUGCAUAAACCUAUUACAUAAUAAUUGUAAUUUACUUGAGAGUUAGCGUAACAGUAUUAGAUCGUUCGCAUCGGAUGCUUCCAUUAUUUGUGUAAAUAAGAUUUACCUACGUAAAAUUGUUAGGAGUUUAUUGUGGAAAAUAUAUUGUGG